UCAUGGCAAGUAAUUGUCAAAUGUCAAACUUUGAUUUUCGAAAGAAAUGUUUACGUUUUGUUUGAAUUUAAUUUUCUUAAUAUUUUGCUAAUUUUCAUAAAUAUUCAUGGACGAACUGCGCGGUCCCAACAUCCAAAUAGUUCUCCAUGUGAAAGAAGGGCUAGGUUUUGGUUUUUUACGGACUCCAUUUGUAGUAAGCGGUUCUUUGAAUGGCUAUAUGCUGGAGACAGAUCCUGUGGUCCCAACACAUGCACCAAUAUUUGACGCUGAACUUGUUUGGGAAGCGGACAAGAGAAGGUUUAGGAGUUUGCGAGUACAAAAUGUCCCAGUUAAAGUGGAAGUUUAUACAACGAGUACACAGGGUCGAAAGGAUAAAGUUGGAUACUUAUUACUUAGUCUGCUUGGUGCUCAACCUUGUCCGUCCAAUAAAGUUAUAGAUAUUAAACACACAUGGCAAAGGCUUUUGGGUGUAAAGUCUGAAGGCAAGUGUUGCCAUCCACAGUUGCUGUUAAGUCUGUCUGUUGAGGACAGAGCGAACACUCCAACUCCUAGAAAUGAGUUGAGAAUGUUCCACAGCAACGAAGUGGCAUACCCAUCCACUUACCCUACCAGUACUAGUGUUACUGGGAAAUCAGUCCUUCUGACUUUAAAUGAGUAUAUAGAAGAGAGUAAGAAGACUGUCACCUCUCCUGACCUUCAGCCAAUAUUGAUGUGUGACGAGGGCCUCAUACAAAUUGGUAGUGGGAGGCAUCUCUUUGUACUCAGUCUAGUUAUUGGAGCUGUGGAAAAUUUGGAUUUGCUUCUACCCAGUAGUAUUUCCAACAAAAAUGUCUAUUGCUAUAUUACAUAUUCUGUUUUCACACAUAACAUCAUGACAGACAGGGUGGGUGCGAGCGUUGGCAGCGGAAGAACGAGUGCGCAGUUUAACCAACGAUCCUCGCUGCGGCUGCGCGGAUCGCUACCGGACCUCGGCAGGUACUUCGCCGAGUGUCCGCACCUCGUCACGAAGGUUUGCGCCGGGGACAUAAACAUAGGUAUCUGCAGCCUGGAUCUUCGUAAACUGGUGCCAACAGAUGAUACAAAUGACUUCUUGAAUAAGUUUUGUAAUGCGGAGCGAGCGUUGACGAUACACGAGCGAUGUUUCAUUCUACGCUGUGAGGGUGUGGCCAGAGAGGAAGGUAGGCGCCCGUUUGUGGACGUCGAAAUGAGUUUGAAGUACGUUGGACUGCAGGAUAAAGAGAAACCAAAGAACCUGACAGCUCGCAGUGCCACACAGCUGGACAGUAAUGUACAGCGAGAGCCAGUACACCAGGAUCCUACCAUAGACUAUAAGAGUGGCAGCUGCACCGAUUUGGACCCGAAUGUCGGCGGUGUGGCGUAUACCAGCGUCGCUGCCAGGAAUACUGCCAGAUACAAAGACGCAUCGGGUGAGUCAAUUAUAAAAUCGAACGAGAUCGCGGAAUUAAUAAAGAAAAUGUGUGACUCUUUUGCACAAAGCCAAGAGAGGUUACUGGCGUCUCGCUCUCGACCACUAACCAGCGAUAUGCAAGUACAGUGCGAGCCGAUACAACAAGAUUCACAUGUGAAUCAAAAAGAAGAUACAAAAGUCGAGGAACUUACAAGAGAAGUUAUAGAUAAUACAGCAGAGAAUAACAUUGAGAAUAGACCCAGUGAGAAUAUCAAGUUAGAAACGAGCAAGAGUGAUGCAUGUACAUCGCAGACUGAGAAAGUAAAAUUGCUGAUAUCGCCUACGGACCGUGACGCCAUCAUGCAGGGGUUUGUCGAUGAACUGGAAGAUUGGAAGGAGAAGCAACAGGAAUUAUACAAGUGUCAACUAAAACGUAAGGAGGAGUAUCACCUAGAGUUGCUGGCGAAGGAGUGGGCCAAGAAGCGGGUGGAGUUGGAGUGCAAACUCAGUCGCGGCAUAGAACAGUGCCGCACUCUGGCGGCAGACCUCGCGCGCGCCUCCGACGAUUUCCGCCUCCGCGGGUAUCGUAACGUCGACAGGGAGAAAAAGUUAUUGGAAGCGAAAAAAGCGCUAGAAGCACACUACACAGCCAAGUAUCAAGAGUUGCGCGAGGCCUCCCAGAAAAUGGAAGAUGAUAUGAAUCACCAGUUGAAACUGAAAGACAUGAGGAUCGAAGAGUUGGAACUGAAGGUGAAGCAAUUGGAUAAACAUGUGGAAGUGCUCAAGACUAAUUUGAAGAAUUGUGAAAAAGAUGCUGAGAAUAGAUACUCUGGACUGACAAAAGAUCAGACAGCCAGUCUCAUUCAGGAACUACGUUGCUUAGAAGAGAAGUUAGACAGCGCGGUGCAGUCGAAAGCAUUCUUCAAGGAGCAGUGGGGCCGUGCCGUCCGCGAGCUGCACCUCAGCAAACUGCACGCGCGCAAGCACGUGCUCACACAGCUGCAGUCGCACCGGCGAGAGCUUGGCGAUAUGGGACUGGACACAAUUCAAGAUCAAGAGGAGGAUAAAACAAACCAAAACAAUGUUGAUAUAAAGAAGUUAAAAGAUGAUUUCCUAGUAGAUAUAUUAGCCAAUACUCCAGCAUUAGAAUCUCAUUCUAUUAUUAGUGACUCAAUUCCAGAUGGUAUGGACAUCUUUAAAAGCAUGAAUUACAGGAGUGCCCCAAGGAAUCCAAUAAACGACAAGCUAAAUGACCUCAUGGCUCAAAGGGACCGGCUUAUCCAGCAAGAAAAUCCAGACGAAGAUCACAUUAAACAACUCAAUUAUGAAAUACGAAGCAUGCUGCUCAACAGUGGAACGUGAUCAGAGAUAUAAUGCUGGCUGCAUGCACGCAAGAAAAUAUUGUCUUGUUUGGGUGAAACUAAUAAAUAUAAAACUAUGUAACCAAUUGAAAAUUACAACAUAUUUGGUGGCAAAUAAAUGAUACCAUCGAUUUAUUUUGAAAAUGUAAUAUUAUAUAUAUCAUAUAUGUUGGCAACAUUGUGCCUCUUAACCAGUGCGAUUAGCUUCAAUUAGGUGUAUAUAAAAUUUAUUUCUUUAAAUCCCCAGGUUAUAAAAUUGCCUGUUAAUCUUAAAACACGUGACAUUAGACUGAAUAAUGUAACAUAUAUAUUUUAAAAAAUAAUAAAAUCAGUUUCACUUGUAAUGAUAAUAGUUUUUCGUUGUGUAUUUACAACAUGAGUGAUUUCGUUUUAGAAAUAACUUAUUGUAAACAUCAGUCGUGUAUUCAAUUAUUACAUGUUAUUAUGUGACAAAUGUAUCAAAUAUAAGGGUGUACUCUCUAAUUAUGCUUCAUAUAAAAAAAAAUUGGUUUUACACUACUACACAGAAGAAGUUUAACAAAGUGAAAAUAAUCUACAUUUACAAUUUAAUUGCUUUUAUUUUUGAAAUCGUAUAUGUAUUACUAUUAGUAUUAUAAAUGAUAGUAAUAAUGAUUUUAUUAUUUUACUAAAAUGUUGUUAUAUUUUUGUCAUAUAUGAGUAUUCAAUUUAUAAAUAUUGUUAUGAAAUAAAUCUAUUUUUUUAAAUUGUCUUUCUUAUUUAGUCAUGAUCAAAUUGUGAUUGAGCCAUAUUUUAGCUUCCUUCUCAUUAUAAUGAUUCCUCGAUUCAAUCACUUUCAUUAAAUACGAGAUAUAAGAUAAUUAAACUGCACUGAUUCAGAUUUCUCUUUCAUUAUCUUAUGUUGAGUUAAAAAACAAAACUACCACCCUUAAA
Galleria mellonella (greater wax moth) is the source of this 3681-nucleotide messenger RNA. Its product is annotated as centrosomal protein of 120 kDa-like. Gene Ontology annotation, biological process: interkinetic nuclear migration; positive regulation of centriole elongation; centrosome cycle. The record is from RefSeq and is a predicted model, not a curated record. Gene Ontology annotation, cellular component: centriole; centrosome. The coding region runs from base 107 to 2770 and encodes 887 amino acids. The transcript has 19 exons. Lineage: Eukaryota; Metazoa; Arthropoda; Insecta; Lepidoptera; Pyralidae.